Molecule: messenger RNA, 3261 nt
Organism: Brassica rapa (field mustard)
Lineage: Eukaryota; Viridiplantae; Streptophyta; Magnoliopsida; Brassicales; Brassicaceae
Product: probable disease resistance protein RXW24L
Biological process (GO): defense response to other organism
Molecular function (GO): ADP binding
Source: RefSeq, a predicted model, not a curated record
CCACACAGUUACGUAGUUUCCUUGUUGUCUGUGGAGAGUUGUAAAGUCUGAGCCAUAGAAUGUGAGGUUAAUGGAUAAGAAGAUACACCACAAGUUGCUAGAAAUCUAAGAAAAAUACCAGAAGAACGGGAUAUUUUAACUUUGAAAACAUAAACCUAAAUCUUUUUGUUUGGAGGAACGAAAGAGCUAGAAUCUCUCUAUUCUUCCCAGGCGGCAUCAAGAGGAUCCAUUAUGUCUGGGGAACUUGUGUCAUUUGCAAUAGAAAAGCUAUGGGACCUACUGAGCCAUGAAUACGAACAAUUUAAGGGAGUUGAAGAUCAAGUUAAUGAGCUAAAAACUGAUCUAAACACGUUAAAGUCAUUUUUGAAAGAUGCAAACGCAAAAAAGCAUACAGAUGAAGUGGUGAGAAGCUGUGUGGAAAGGAUCAAUGAGAUUGUUCUUGACGCUGAAGAUACAAUUGAACGCACUCGUCUAAAAGAUGUACUCGGAAAACGUGGUAUUGCGCGCUUUGUUCCGGAACGCAGGAAUAUUGCAUUAGAAAUUAGAAGCUUAAGUGAGGAGAUCAAGAAAGCAGUUCGUGAUAUGAAAGAUUUUAAGGUACACCAGAGAAUUGACGAUGUAAAGGAUCCACAACCUUCUCCACAAAGACAAGAAUAUCCAAAAAUUCACGAAGGCAAUCUUGUGGGGAUGGAAGCAAAUGUUAAGACAUUACUAGGAUAUUUGGUGGAGCAAGAUGAUAUUCAAGUUGUUUCCAUAACCGGGAUGGGUGGUCUUGGGAAAACCACCCUUGCUAGACAAGUUUUUCAUGACAACCUUGUUAAAAAGAAGUUUGAUAGACUCGCAUGGGUCUGUGUUUCCCAUGUUUGUGAUCAUAUCAAAGUGUGGCAAGCAAUCUUGCAGAAUUUCAGAUCCAAAGAACAGCAAAAGGAAAUCCAGAAGAUGACAAGAGCUGCCCUCCAAGGCGAACUCUUUGAACUAUUAGAAACAUCAAACUCGUUAAUCGUAUUAGAUGACAUAUGGAAUAAAAAAGAUUGGGACUUGAUCAAGCGAAUAUUUCCACACAAAGCAGGUUCGAAGGUGCUACUUACUUCUCGAAAUGAACGAGUCGCAGGACCUGGAGAAACAUAUAAAGACUUUAAACCAGAAUGCCUAUCUGAUCAAGACAGUUGGACACUUUUCAAAAGUAUAGCGAUGCCCAGAAAAGAUGCAUCUGAAAUGACUCCAGAUGAUAAGGAGAUGGAAAAGAUGGGAAAGAAAAUGAUGGAACAUUGUCGGGGAUUGCCUUUGGCUAUCAGAUUGUUAGGGGGAUUGCUGGCUGAGAAAUACACAAUUCACAACUGGGAACGGUUAUCUGAGAAUAUUAGAUCUCAUCUCGUUGGUGGAACCAGUGACGACAACAAUAAUUCGCUUAACCAUAUAUUGUCUCUAAGCUUUGAAGAGUUGCCUGUUUAUCUGAAGUUAUGCUUCCUCUACCUAGCCCAUUUUCCAGAAGAUUAUGAAAUAAAUGUUGAAGAUCUGUCUUAUUACUGGGCUGCAGAAGGAAUACUUAAGUAUGGAACUGGAGACAGCAAUCGAGAUAACAGCAUUGGAGUUGUUGGAGAUAAUUACAUAUGGGAGUUGGUGAGAAGAAAUAUGGUUAUAUCCGAAAUAGACAAAACCACUGGGAGAUUUGAGACAUGCCGUUUGCAUGACUUGAUGAGAGAAAUUUGUUUGUAUAAAGCCAAAGAAGAGAAUUUCCUACAUACUGUUGGUGUCAGCUCUCCGACUUCACACUAUCAGUCACGGAGGUUUGUCUCACAUGAUCCGACUACAUUGAAUGUUGAGAAAGAUAUUAGUAAUCCAAAGGUUCGAUCUCUAGUGGUUUUCUGGAAGUCGGAUUUGUAUUCAUUAUUGGCUGAAGAUAAUUUAUUUCGGGUUGUUCCAGAAGAUACGUCCAUUGAUACAUUUGAUAAAAAGGAUGGAGCACUUUGGAGCCUUUCGGAUUUAGGCUUAACAAGGUUGGAACUUUUGAGAGUACUACAUCUUCCUGGAGCCAAAUUUGAAGAAAGGAAGUUAUCUGAUAGCAUUGGAGAGCUCAUACACUUAAGAUAUCUGAACUUAGAAGGUGCGUGGGUAUCUCAUCUUCCCUCUUCUCUACAAAAUCUAAAGCUGCUGAUCUAUCUAAAUUUAAAUGUAACUGGGCGUUCUCAUUUACUCACGCACACCUACUUGUUGGGAAUGGAAGAAUUGAGAUACCUUGCAUUACCAAGGUGUAGGCGAAAGAAGAGAAAGUUGGAAUUAAAUCAUCUAAUAAACUUGGAGACCUUGGUUAAUUUCUCAACGGAGUACUGCGAUUUAGAGGAUCUUCGUGGUAUGGCCAGAUUGAGGACUCUUGGAAUCAAGAUAACUGAUGAGACCAGCUUAGAAAAUCUUUCUGCAUCGAUACAUGGAUUGAGACACCUGGAAAAUAUUGAUAUAGUAUACGAAGGGGCUAAGGGGACGAAAGAAGGACGAGUGCCUAUGGGGACCAACAAAUGGAGCACUCUAUUGGAAUUUGAUAAACUCAACAAGCUGAAGUUGAGUACAAAUAUUCCUUUGCUCUCUGGUGAACUACAGUUCCCUUCCCGCCUAACAAGCCUGUAUCUAUUCGGGAGUGGUUUGAAGGAGGACCCAAUGUGGAUUCUAGAGAAGCUGGUGCAUCUGAAAGAGGUUAAAUUAGGGAGUGGAUCUUUCAGUGGGAGGAGAAUGGUUUGCUCGAGGGGUGGGUUUCCUCAGUUGCAGAAGCUAUAUUUAGGGGAGCUAGAGAAGUUGAAAGAGUGGAUAGUAGAAGAAGGCUCCAUGCCCCUUCUUUAUACUCUCUCUAUAGAUAAUUGCAAAAAACUAAAGGAGUUUCCUGUUGGGCUGCCAUUCAUCACUUCCUUAAAGUAUUUGAGAGUUGAAAACAUGGGAGAGGAAUGGAAGAAAAGAUUGUCCGAAGGAGGAGAAGAUUACUACAAAGUCCAACACAUCCCUUCUGUUGAAAUCAUGCAUAUAAUAUUUUAACAGACAAACUACGCACCAGAUGAUCUGAUCUGAAGCAAAUCUCUUACCAACUUGGGUAUUGGCGAAUCAGCCGAAUAAUAAUCUCUAUGCAAUCUUGUGUAUUUUAUUGUAUAAUUAAUCAGACUUAUGUUUUUCUUUUACGGUAUUAUGACGAAGAAUAAAAAUACUUUGUGGUUUGUAGCAAAACUGGUUUCUUAUAUGUUCAAUUGUUUGAGUGAAGAUACUAGUUUUAUUUGACUC